This is a messenger RNA of Tuber melanosporum (Perigord truffle), 1173 nucleotides long. RefSeq lists its product as uncharacterized. The record is from RefSeq and is a predicted model, not a curated record. The transcript has 3 exons. Bases 688 to 948 code for a protein of 86 amino acids. Lineage: Eukaryota; Fungi; Ascomycota; Pezizomycetes; Pezizales; Tuberaceae.
CAGUUUUUCAUAGCCCUCAUGUACCGGUACUCGUAUCGUUCACACUGUUCGUUCACUCACUAUUUUAUUUUUAUUUUUUCCUUUCUCGUCCCCUGCCUUUCCUCUUCUCUCCCAUCAUGUCCUCACCCCCCCUCCUUAUUUUUCUCGCUACCAGCAUCUCCCUCUUUUUUCCCACUCUGCUGUCUCAAACUGGAUUGAUUCUGAAUGAUGAUCAGUACCAGAAUAGAGGAAAAAUAAGGGGUGGGUGAAAAAUCUGUUAUUGUGAGUAUUUGCUGAUGAAGAAAUUUCUUUUCUUUUUUUCUUUUUUCUUUCCUUUUUCCUUUUUUUUUUUCGUGUGUCAGGAGAGCCGAACUUCAGGAUCCGAGGGUUUUUGUUACGAGGAUCUAGUGGUAUUUGAGGACAAGCUCAUGACGGCAGAGGUUGGGAAAACUCAUGAAACUCUGACAGUUAGCCGGUAACCGCACAAUUCAGGCUGAACCUACCGCUCGCUGAGUAUCCUUUAUCAGAUCUAAGGCUCAGUUCCACCAAUUAGAUAAUUUUUCUAAGGGUCUAGUCCUCUCAACCAACCAAAGCCUCACGCUACUAUCCUCCGACCCAUCCAUCCAUCAAUUUAAACUUCAACCCCCAUCUCUCCAAGCUCACCUGCAAUAUCCCUGUCCUUUUAUUGGGAAAACAACUCCCAUACUUAUGCCUUCGAAAGACGAAGAUGCUGAAUUUGCAAAGGCCUACAGGGACCUGAUGGAAGCUGAGAAACAUGCAGCUACCCUGGAAAACCAGUUGAAUUCGCUCGAGCACAAAUUGGACUCGUUUCUAGCUGAGCAUGAGGGCAAACAUCCUGAAUCCGACAACACUAAUGCUUCGGGAAGCAUUAGUGGUGGUGCAUUUGGGACAGGGGUAAAUGCUCCGCAAGGUGGUGAUGUGGAGAAAGCUCCGAAGGAUUCUCAAUGAGCGUGUGUAAUGGUUUUUGGCGGGCGGGAAUGGUAGUAACAUUGUUUGCGGAGCUUGGAUAAGCCAGGUUAUCAUUUCGUGCUUAGUGAUUAUCGCUUAUCGAGGGAAUGUGGUGGAGUGGAUUGUUGCCCAGGUCUACUCGAACCGUGCCGGAUAUUAAAAUAUAGCACGGCCUGUUGAUGUCAUGACUUUUGUACGUACCGGACUAUCUUUUGGUACUGCCCC